CUAGAAGGCCCACGACUUCCGGGGAGAGGCGCAGUCGUCGCGCUUGUCGGGCCCAAUGGCGGCCCCGCUGCUUCACACGCGGUUGCCGGGAGAUGCGGCAGCCUCAGCGUCUGCAGUCAAGACGCUGGGGGCGUCGAGGACCGGACUUUCAGAUAUGCUCACGUUAGAGAAUGAUUUCUUCAACUCUCCUCCAAGAAAAACCGUUCGGUUUGGUGGGACUGUGACAGAAGUCUUGUUGAAAUACAAAAAGGGUGAAACAAAUGACUUUGAGUUGUUGAAGAACCAGCUGUCAGAUCCAGACAUAAAGGAUGACCAGAUCAUUAACUGGCUGUUAGAAUUCCGUUCUUCCAUCAUGUACUUGACUAAAGACUUUGAGCAGCUUAUCAAUAUAUUAUUGAGAUUGCAGUGGUUAAACAGAAGUCAGACGGUGGUGGAGGAGUAUUUGGCUUUUCUUGGUAAUCUUGUAUCAGCACAGACUGUCUUCCUUAGACCGUGUCUCGGCAUGAUUGUUUCUCAUUUUGUACCUCCACGAGUGGUCAUUAAAGAAGGUGACGUAGAUGUUUCGGAUUCCGAUGACGAAGAUGAUAAUCUUCCUGCUACUUUUGACACCUGUCACAGAGCCUUGCAAAUAAUAGCAAGAUAUGUCCCAUCGACACCGUGGUUUCUUAUGCCAAUAUUGGUGGAAAAAUUUCCAUUUGUUCGAAAAUCCGAGAGAACCUUGGAAUGUUAUGUUCAUAACUUGCUAAGGAUUAGUGUAUAUUUUCCAACCUUGAGGCAUGAAAUUCUGGAGCUUGUGAUUGAAAAGUUACUCAAGUUGGAUGUGAACGCAUCCCGGCAAGAUAUUGAGGAUGCUGAAGAAGUAGCCGCUCAGACUGGCGGUGGGACAGAUGCCCCAGAAGGACUCUUCAGCAUGGAUGAGGACGAAGACCCUGGCGGUGAAACAAAGGCUGACGCACAAAGGCCCGAUUGUAUGGUGCAUCCUGUAGCCGAGCGCCUGGACAUCCUGCUCUCUUUGCUUCUGUCCUACAUUAAGGACGUCUGCCAUGUAGACGGUAAGGUAGAUAACAACAAAACAAAGGAUUUAUAUCGAGAUCUGAUAACCAUCUUUGACAAACUCCUGUUGCCCACUCACGCCUCCUGCCAUGUACAGUUUUUCAUGUUUUACCUCUGCAGCUUUAAAUUGGGAUUUGCAGAAGCAUUUUUGGAGCAUCUCUGGAAAAAAUUGCAGGAUCCAAAUAAUCCUGCCAUCAUCAGGCAAGCUGCUGGAAAUUAUAUUGGAAGCUUUUUGGCAAGAGCUAAAUUUAUUCCUCUUAUUACUGUAAAAUCAUGCCUAGAUCUUUUGGUUAACUGGCUGCACAUGUACCUUAAUAACCAGGAUUCGGGAACAAAGGCCUUUUGUGACGUUGCUCUCCAUGGACCAUUUUAUUCAGCCUGCCAAGCUGUGUUCUACACUUUUGUUUUUAGACACAAGCAGCUUUUAAGUGGAAACCUCAAAGAAGGUUUGACAUACCUUCAGAGUCUAAAUUUUGAACGUAUAGUGAUGAGUCAGCUAAAUCCCCUGAAGAUUUGUCUGCCUUCGGUAGUUAACUUUUUUGCUGCAAUCACAAGUAAAUACCAGCUGGUCUUCUGCUACACGAUCAUUGAGAGGAACAAUCGCCAGAUGCUCCCAGUUAUUAGAAGUACAGCCGGAGGGGACUCCGUGCGAACCUGCACGAACCCACUGGACACCUUCUUCCCCUUCGAUCCUUGUGUGCUUAAGAGGUCGAAGAAAUUCAUUGAUCCUAUUUAUCAGAUCUGGGAAAACAUGAGUGCAGAGGAGCUUCAAGAGUUUACGAAACCUGUCAGAAAGCAGGUGGUGGAGGAUGAAGAUGAUGACUUUUUGAAAGGCGAAGUUGGCGUGGCCCCGAGCUCCUUUGACCCGCAUUUCCGAAGUCCCUCAAGCAGCGUGGGCUCCCCUCCUGUGUUCUACCUGCCAGACCAGUCCCCUGUGACCACGAGCAUUUGUGAUUGAGACUGAGACCGGCGUCUCCCCACGGUGCCCUUCGGUACCAGGGCUCAUCCCGUUUGAACCAGAGCGAGUAUCUGCCUCAGGCAUCUUACUUGCAAGGUAGACGUACUCUGGUGUCUGAACAGACGUGCUGUUUUGGUUUUUUGUUUUUUCCUUUUUCUUUUUUGCUCCUGUGCAAACAAAAGACGGAGUAUCGUGUGCAAUAUUUUAGAAAGGAGUUGAUGAUCAGUGUUGAAGGCUUGACUUGUGUGUUGGGUAUAUAUUUUAUUUCUGUUAUAGCUUUCUGGCAUCGUUGUGAAAUUUCUGAUCUGGGCAGUGGCCUGUUUUAGCAGGAUGGCACAUGGGUUUGGUCUGAGCCAUAAUCACAGGACUUUGUUGAUCCAGUUUAUUUUCAGUGAAAAAAAUCCUCUAGGAGACUAUUCCACAUCUUUAAAAUGAUUUUACUUUGGGUACAAUGUUGACCCUCAGCUGGAACCGUAUUUGUGUGUUGGGAUUUCAUUGGGAUGCGGAGGGGGCGGGAGGAAAGUGGGAAGGCGGCCCGAGCCGGUCCCUGAUGCUAGAAGCCGGAGCUGGCACUGAAGGUCUCCAGGGAUUGUCAGAGGCCGAGGAAGUCCCCGAGGAAAGACAUGCAGGAUUUAGGGAAGCGGAAGCAGACAAGUCAUACGCUCGUGAGUGGAAGAAUGGAGUUAAAGGAACCACAGAGUUCCGGAUAAAUGAAAUUCCCAUACACUGAGAGUGGAGUUGGACUCUUAUAAAACACAGCACAUGAUUUUACCGUGAGGCUCCCAGGAGGGUGGUUAGGACUGGGAGUGCUUGCUUGUAGUGGAAUGUUACUUGGGUUUUUUUUUUUGUUUUGUUUUGUUUUUUUUUUUUUUUUUAACUAGAAUCAGUUUGGUCAUUUUGAGAGUUUCUUUGUGCUGAUGGAGCAGGGGAGAGGAGCCUGGCUUCUUUGGUGGAAUGGUUUUGCUAGUGACAACAGCCAAGGUUAUAGCUGCAGCCUCCGUUUGCCAGCUGAUGUCUCCUGGAGUUCAGCUCGGUGAAAUCCUCCUUGGGGGAGACUCUUUUUGUACUUUUAUAACUAAACACUGAGAGAGGAGUCUAAUAAACACCCUCACUUCAUAACACGUGUGUGUGAGCGCACGGCUGGGCUCAUUCUGUGGCUCAUGCGUAUUUUAGCUUCAUUCCUUGUGUGUAUACUUUUGUGUUACUUGUGAAAAUGGACAUCUCUAAACAUAUUUAUUUUUCUGCCACUUUUCCUAUUAUUUAAAAGCAAGCAAUAUUUUCUCGAUCGCAAAUAUUUUGUAAUGAAAUACUUUCUCUUUCCUAGGGCUUUGUAUGCUCUUGUAUAAUUAUAAUGAUGGUGAUGUAGAGUAAAUACGCUUUUGGAAAACAGAAAUUUUUAUUGGUUUAAAAAGUUUUGGAUAUUGGUGAUUUUCUUUUGGUGACUUGGUGGACAGUCAUCGGAGAACCUUUAGGUUCUCUGGUUUUUUAACUGCUGGCUAAAGGGGGGGUGGGUGGGAUUUUUGUGACCUGGAUGAAACGGGUCCAUGGAAAUGUGUCCAUAGAAAUUAACGGUAAGUGGAGUGGGCCUUUGUGGGUUGAGAAGUUUUAGUGUAGAAGGGUAUCUUUACAAGUAAGUCCGCUUAAUGUCAGAAGAGUUUGAGGAAAAAAACAUUGUGAACACAGAACAAUGAUAUGGUUAAUCUGGAUGUUUUGUUCUUAUACCAGUAAUGGAGUAAAGGGAGGUACCCCAAUAAAGAGGCUUCUCAAACAGA
Messenger RNA from Neofelis nebulosa (Clouded leopard), 3783 nucleotides. RefSeq names its product RRN3 homolog, RNA polymerase I transcription factor (gene RRN3). Gene Ontology annotation, biological process: transcription initiation at RNA polymerase I promoter. Gene Ontology annotation, cellular component: nucleus. Bases 56 to 2011 code for a protein of 651 amino acids. Gene Ontology annotation, molecular function: RNA polymerase I general transcription initiation factor activity; RNA polymerase I core binding. The record is from RefSeq and is a predicted model, not a curated record. The transcript is spliced from 18 exons. Lineage: Eukaryota; Metazoa; Chordata; Mammalia; Carnivora; Felidae.